AUGGCGGGUGGCGGCCCAAAUGAAGAUCACCUGAAUUGGUGGACUUCACUGUUACAAAAUCAGACCUUAUCUCCUCUGACGAGGGAUUAUCCUGAGGCAACAUCAGGAAAUGUGCACGAUUGGGCCGUCGGUGCUGUCGAAGCCUUGUCGGCUCCAGCCAGCACUACCGAAGCAUUGAAGAAGUUGGGGAGCUUAGGACCUACAGUUACGCUACUGCAGACAGCCCUCGUUGUUCUUGUGAGCAGACUGACAGGCGAUGAGGACAUCAGCAUCGGUAUCAACUCAGUGGAGAAUGGGCCGGCUUUCGUUUUGAGGACGUCGGUAACUCCCACGGAGCCGUUCUCGCAAUUGUACACGAGAAUAAGCGAUAUCUCAAAUGAAGCUGUUGAAAGACCCGUCCCACUUGAUACUCUCAAGUCUCGAUUGACAACAUCAACGUUAUUUCGGUUUGCUAUUCUUAAUACCACGGAAGACAAGGCCAACCCUGUGGCGGAUAUGAAAACGACAGAUUUCGUCCUCAACUAUCGACUUUCUGCUGCCGGGGAGCUUUUCUUGACUGCCAGAUACAACCAACUUCUGGUUUCGAGUAGCAGAAUAAAGGGGCUUCUGGCGCAGUUCACCCAACUCCUCGAAAACUCUGCUGAGGACCUCAACGCGCCUAUUGGUGGCAUUGUUUUCGCGACGCCCGACGAGAAGAAAUUCCUCCCAGAUCCGACAAACGACCUCGAGUGGUCUUCAUUCCGCGGUGCUAUCCACGACAUCUUCUCUGCAAAUGCUGAAGCUCACCCUGAUCGCACUUGCGUAGUAGAGACCGCGUCCGACGACGGACCCGAAAGAAGAUUCACCUAUCAACAAAUACACGAGGCCUCCAAUAUCUUGGCUCACCACCUCGUCAAUGCCGGCCUAGAAAGGGGUGAGGUUGUCAUGAUAUAUUCGUACCGUGGAGUUGAUCUCGUCGUUGCGGUAAUGGGAACCUUGAAAGCUGGAGGGACCUUUUCCGUUCUGGACCCCGCUUACCCUCCAGAUCGACAAAAUAUCUACCUUGAUGUUUCAAGACCACGAGCGCUCGUUGUUAUAGACAAGGCUACUCAGGAUGCCGGGGAACUUUCAGAGAAGGUGAGAGGGUUUAUCAAGGACAACUUAGACCUCAGAACAGAAGUGCCAGCCUUACGAUUGCAAGAUGAUGGUUUUCUGCAGGGCGGAGAGGCGAACAACAAGGACGUGUUCGACUCAAUCCGAGAUAAGAGAGCUAAGGGCCCUAGUGUUGUUGUUGGACCGGAUUCUAUACCUACGUUGUCAUUCACUUCGGGUAGUGAAGGCCGGCCAAAGGGUGUCCGAGGCCGUCAUUACUCACUGGCAUUCUAUUUCGACUGGAUGGCAAAGACGUUCAAUCUCUCUGAGAAGGACAAAUUUACGAUGCUUAGCGGUAUCGCUCACGACCCCAUCCAACGAGACAUGUUCACUCCGCUGUUCUUAGGCGCACAGCUUCUUGUCCCAUCCAAGAACGAUAUUCAGAACGAGCGCCUGGCAGAGUGGAUGCAGAAAUAUGGUGCCACGGUGACUCACCUGACACCAGCUAUGGGACAGAUUCUUGUCGGUGGUGCGACUGCACAUUUCGACAAAUUGCACCAUGCCUUUUUCGUCGGUGACAUUCUUAUCAAAAGAGAUUGCAGAUCCCUCCAAGACCUGGCCCCUAAUGUGCGUAUUGUAAACAUGUACGGCACAACGGAAACUCAACGCGCGGUCAGCUACUAUGAGAUCCCAAGUCAGAACGAAAAUGGUGCUUUCCUGCUGAACAUGAAAGAUGUCAUUCCCGCCGGUCGUGGCAUGUAUAAUGUGCAGAUGCUUGUGGUUAAUCGGUUUGACCGCACCAAAGUAUGUGCCGUCGGAGAAAUUGGUGAGAUAUAUGUACGAGCGUCUGGCCUUGCUGAAGGAUACCUCGGUACACCGGAACUCACAAAGACCAAAUUCGUUGAGAAUUGGUUCCCCGGUCACGAAAGAGGACUCGAAUCGGACAAGGUUCGCUUUGAAGCCAAAUAUAAGAACGAGCCCUGGGCCAAUUAUUACUUCGGGCCUCGCGACCGCCUGUAUAGAAGUGGAGACCUUGGACGAUACACUCCGGAUGGCGACGUGGAAUGCUCUGGAAGAGCAGACGACCAGGUCAAGAUCCGGGGUUUCCGUAUAGAACUGGGUGAGAUCGACACACAUCUCUCGCAACAUCCCCUGAUACGGGAGAACGUCACGCUCGUACGAAGAGAUAAGUUUGAGGAACAGACGUUAGUCAGCUACGUUGUACCUCAACUCCAGGCCUGGAGACAGUUCUUGACCCAAAAGGGCAAAGAAGAUGAACAGGACGAUAACUCUCUGGUCAGCAGAUUCCAACGUUUCAGAUUACUCCAACAAGAGGUGCAGGAGUAUCUCCGAACCAAAUUGCCGGCAUAUGCUGUCCCUUCAAUCAUCGUUCCCAUGAGAGCGAUGCCACUUAAUCCCAACGGCAAAAUUGACAAACCCAAGCUUCCAUUCCCAGACACGGCAAUGCUAUCAGCCAGCAGACGCCGCAAAUCAUCCACCCUUCAGCAGCUCACCGAAGGCGAAUUUUCUCUCGCACAAAUAUGGGCUAAGCUCGUUCCUGGACUUAUCCCCAAGACCAUUAAACCUACAGAAUCGUUCUUUGAGAUCGGUGGCGAGAGUAUGAAGGCUCAACAGUUGGCAUACCACGUACGGCGUAGCCUCGGUGUGGAUCUUGCAAUCAGCAAGAUCUAUAACCGGCCCCACCUGAAGGAAAUGGCUGCCAUCAUUGAUCAGAUGAGAUCAGCUGAUUCUCUGGAAGGUCGGCUGGAUGAGGACACGGAUGGAAACCAAAGCAAUGGUGUCAAAGCUGAAGAUUUUUAUUCAGCAGAUGCGUUGAAGAUGGUCGAACAGCUUCCGACAUCCUUCUCGACAGUCUCUUCGACGAACCCUCCCUCAGAACCGGUGGUCUUCCUGACAGGUGCUACAGGAUUUUUGGGAUCAUUCAUUCUAAAGGACCUCCUUGACCGUCAAAAUCCUACGGUGAAGAAGGUCAUUGCGUUGGUGCGCGCAAAGGAUGCAACCGCCGGUCUUGAACGCAUACGAGGCACGUGUCAAGCUUACGGUGUCUGGAAUGACUCCUGGAAGUCACGAAUCCAAUGUGUCGCAGGAAAUCUCGGUCCGGCCAAGUUUGGCUUGUCGGAUGAUGCCGAAUACCAAAACAUCGUCCAAGAAACUGACGUCGUCAUCCACAACGGUGCUCAAGUUCACUGGAUUAAUACGUAUGAAAUGCUCAAGCCACCCAACGUGCUGGGUACCAUUGAGGCGGUGAAGCUUUGCGCAGAGGGUAAACCCAAGCUGUUUGCUUUUGUUUCGUCCACGAGCGUGCUGGACCACGAACACUUCGUCGCCGAGAGCGAGCGGAUCAUCGCCGCUGGCGGUGAAGGUAUCAGCGAAGCAGACGACUUGACGGGUAGCAGCAAGGGUCUCGGAACCGGCUACGGACAGUCCAAAUGGGCUUCGGAAUAUCUGGUCAGAGAGGCCGGACGGAGAGGCCUACGUGGUUCCAUCAUUAGAAGUGGAUACGUGUUGGGGUCGUCCAAAUCUGGAACCACAAACACUGACGAUUUCCUGAUACGUAUGUUGAAGGGUUGUGUUCAAUUGGGUACGAGGCCCAACAUCAACAAUACGGUCAACAUGGUCCCUGUCGAUCACGUGGCGAGAACAGUGGUCGCAACGGCUUUCUUUCCUGCCUCCCCUCAAGGAGUCAGUGUCGCUCACAUUACAGGUCAUCCUCGUCUUCGAUUUGUAAGUUAUGUUUUCGUUUUGUCUUUUUUGACCGUGGAUGAUUGAUCAUUUAGCUCUUAAUAACCGGCGGUGGGAUUGUUUCGGGCUGCGAGAGAGAGAGAGCUCUUGCUGACACUUUUUUCUUUUUGCAGAACCAAUAUCUUGCCGUCCUUCAGACUUACGGUUACAAAGCCGAACUCACCGAUUACAUCCCUUGGGCAUCUUCACUCGAAAAUUACGUGAGCAACAAUACCGAUUUUGCACUCAUGCCACUGUUUACUUUCGUCGCCAACGAUCUACCAUCAAACACCCGAGCACCUGAACUCGACGACAGCAAUGCCGAGAAAUCUCUUUAUGCGGAUGCCUCCAAGUGGACGGGAGAAGAUGUCAGUGCCGGUGCAGGUGUUACCAAAACUGAAAUUGGCAAGUACCUUGCAUAUCUCGUCGAGAUUGGUUUCCUUCCACCACCGACGAACGUGACCAGCGGUGACGUGAAGCGAUUGCCGCAGAUCAAAAUCGGUCCUGAACAAAGGGCGGCUCUGGCCAGUGUCGGUGGUAGGGGAGGGUUGAGUUGAACACCUAUAGUAUUGCACUUGACGAGUGAUCGUUAUGUACAUGUGUCGGUGAGGGAAUUGGAAUUUAGAAAACAAAGCUCAGGAUUACACCAAGUUGAUACUAUUACUUGGGCCGAGAUCAAAAGUAGUGAAGGGGAUUCGGUGUGACAAAAAAAUCAAAAAUGG
Molecule: messenger RNA, 4535 nt
Organism: Exophiala oligosperma
Lineage: Eukaryota; Fungi; Ascomycota; Eurotiomycetes; Chaetothyriales; Herpotrichiellaceae
Product: L-aminoadipate-semialdehyde dehydrogenase, variant
Exons: 3
Coding region: 1-3861 (1286 amino acids)
Biological process (GO): L-lysine biosynthetic process
Molecular function (GO): L-aminoadipate-semialdehyde dehydrogenase [NAD(P)+] activity
Source: RefSeq, a predicted model, not a curated record